AUGGUUCCAGGUUAUAAAUGUGACAAGCAGGACACUCUGCUCUCUGUGACUGGAGAUCUCAGCUCCAAAUAUGCAAAGCUUAUGGCCUCCAUCCUCAGCAUCUUCAAGGUCCCACAGGAGAUGCCUUUUGCCAGGUGUGGCAUGAAGAGGUGUCAUGCAGGAGAUAGGAGAAGUGUCCCAGAGGGCAAGCCAGUUUGCUGUUACCAAUGUGCCCCUUGUCCAGAAGGGACCAUUUCUAAUCAGACAGAUGCAGCUCAUUGUGAUCCUUGUCCAGAAGAUCAAUAUCCCAACAAGAACAAGAACCAGUGCAUUGCCAAGAUGCUCCACUUCCUUGCCUAUCAAGAGCCUCUGGGAUAUGCUUUAGCUUCUCUAGCUUGUUUUCUCUUUCUGAUUACAUUUGCAGUCCAAGUGAUUUUUCUUAAAUAUCAUGACACACCAAUCGUCAAGGCCAACAACCGAGAUCUCACCUACAUCCUCCUGGUCUCCCUCCUGCUCUGCUUCCUCUGCUCCUUCCUCUUCAUUGGUCAACCAGGGAAAAUCACCUGUCUCUUCCGACAAUCUGCCUUUGCCAUUCUCUUUUCCCUUGCAGUUUCCUCUGUCUUGGCAAAAACUGUCAUGGUGGUUCUGGCCUUCAUGGCCACCAAACCAGGGAACAGGGCAAGGAAACUCUUAGGAAAACCAUUGACCAACUCCAUUGUCAUAGCUUGUCCAUUGAUUCAAGCACUUCUUUGUGCUACCUGGCUUCUAACCUCUCCCCCAUUUCCCAGCUUGGAUUUCCACUCCUUGGUAGGGGAGACCAUCUUGGAAUGUAAUGAAGGCUUAGCUUCAAUGUUUUAUGCUGUCCUUGCCUACCUGGGCUUUCUGGCCCUUGUUAGUUUCACUGUAGCCUUUUUGGCUAGGAAAUUGCCUGACAGCUUUAAUGAAGCCAAGUUCAUUACUUUCAGUAUGCUGGUCUUCUGCAGUGUUUGGAUUACCUUCCUCCCCACCUAUUUAAGCACCAAAGGUAAGUCCAUGGUGGCCGUGGAGAUCUUCUCCAUCUUGGCCUCUGGGACUGGUCUCUUGGCUUGUAUCUUUUUCCCUAAAUGCUUCAUUAUUUUACUGAGGCCUAAUCUGAAUUGUAGAGAAAAUAUAAUGAGGCACAAGAAUCUGUGA
Messenger RNA from Protobothrops mucrosquamatus (brown spotted pit viper), 1152 nucleotides. RefSeq names its product vomeronasal type-2 receptor 26-like. Bases 1 to 1152 code for a protein of 383 amino acids. Gene Ontology annotation, molecular function: G protein-coupled receptor activity. The transcript has 3 exons. Gene Ontology annotation, cellular component: membrane. The record is from RefSeq and is a predicted model, not a curated record. Gene Ontology annotation, biological process: G protein-coupled receptor signaling pathway. NCBI's taxonomy places the organism in Eukaryota, Metazoa, Chordata, Lepidosauria, Squamata, Viperidae.